CCCUCCGCCUGACCCCUGCGCAAAGCAUGCUGGUAGUUAUGGGCUGUGCAAGUCUGCUGUCCCACCAUGCGAUAGGACCGGUCUAUCGCUCCGCAUUUUUCUCCCAGCUUCGGUACUUCCGGGAUUUCUGGUCCUAGUGUGCGUGUCGGGAUUCCAGCCUGACUGUCCCCGGCCCUAUGUAGGAGGACCAGACCCUGACCGUUCAUCCUGAGCCGUCUGAUCCCACCACGAACGGGCCAUGCAUGGGAAGUUGCUGCCGCUGGCCGGCCUCUAUCUUGUGCAGGGUCUGCCCUAUGGACUGCAGUCCAGUUUGCUUCCCAUUUUACUGCGGGCCCGUGGCCUCUCCCUAACGCGCGUGGGUCUAACCAAGGGAUUGUAUGCUCCAUGGCUGUUAAAGCUGGCGUGGGCACCGCUGGUGGACAGGCGGGGCACCCCGCGGGUCUGGUUAACACUCAGCACACUGUCCCUGGGCUUGGUGUGUGGACUGCUGGCUGUGUUGCCUCCUCCGCAAGCUGGCCAAACAGGGCUACCUACCACCGUGAUGGGGCUGCUACUGCUGCUGAAUCUGGGUGCAGCGGUGCAGGAUGUGGCUCUGGACACACUCGCUGUGCAACUCCUAGAGCCAAAGGAGUUGGGACCUGGGAACACUGUACAGGUGGUCGCUUACAAGCUGGGAUCAGCACUGGCUGGGGGUGGACUGUUGGUCCUCUUCCCGGCUCUCUCUUGGCCACUGCUCUUUUUGCUCCUAGCUGCCACCUACUGGCUGGCUGCUGCCUUAGCCUGGGUUGCACCAGCCUUGGGAAGGCUGCCAUGGCCUCAGGCCUCAGAGCAUACACUCCACAGCUCCUAUCUUCUACAAGAUUUGCUGGCUGUGCCUGGGACCCUCUGGACAGCGGGCUUUGUGCUCACCUACAAGCUGGGUGAGCAGGGUGCUGGCAGCCUGUUUCCACUUCUCCUGCUGGACCAUGGUGCUUCUGCCUCAGACUUGGGGCUAUGGAGUGGCUUGGGUGCUGUGACCUGCUCCAUUGCUGGCUCUUCCUUGGGUGGGGCUCUACUGGCCAGGCACUGGCAGCCACUAAAGCUGUUGAAGACAGUGCUGCAGCUCCGCCUUGGGGGUUUGGCCUGCCAGACUGCUCUGCUCUUCCACCUCAACACCCCAGGGGCCAGCGUGGACCCUGGCACAGUCAUGAGAGGGGCAGCUUUGCUGAGCCUAUGUCUACAACAGUUUUUGGGGGGUGUGGUUACCACUGCCACAUUCACUGUGAUGAUGCACUGUAGCCAGCUGGCACCCAGAGCCCUGCAGGCUACACAUUACAGCUUCCUGGCCACUCUGGAACUGUUGGGCAAGCUGCUCCCAGGUACCCUAGCCGGCGUGCUGGCUGACAGCCUGGGCCCACAUCUCUGCUUUGCUGUCUUCCUUGUACUCUCAGCCCUGCCUGUUCUGGAUCUCCUCCUGGCACCCAGUAACCUGACCUGAGCUGGACAUUGGUUAGGGCUGUCUAUAAAGCCAAUAAAGCUAUGUAUGUCCUGGAUGUCUGGGACACAGGGAAAUGCAGCUCUCCUCAAACUGAAGGCUAUGUUGCCAGAAAGCACAUAAAAUUACUGAAUGCUUUUUA
Molecule: messenger RNA, 1616 nt
Organism: Mus caroli (Ryukyu mouse)
Lineage: Eukaryota; Metazoa; Chordata; Mammalia; Rodentia; Muridae
Gene: Slc33a2
Product: solute carrier family 33 member 2
Biological process (GO): transmembrane transport
Cellular component (GO): membrane
Molecular function (GO): transmembrane transporter activity
Source: RefSeq, a predicted model, not a curated record